AUGAAAUUUUCUCGAGGGAAACUCCAAACCCUCUGCAACUUGGAGUGGCCCACCUUCGGAGUGGGCUGGCCAGCUGAAGGUCCUUUCGAACCAAGACUUUGUCGGGCAGUAUGGGCAAAGGUCAUUGAACACCCUGGCCACCCCGACCAAUUCCCUUAUAUUAAUGUCUGGGCCCAGGCCUGUGAAGAACCUCCGGCAUGGCUGCAGCACUGCUCCCUGCGCACCGGUUCUCGUAUUCUGGUAAUGGUACCAAAUGGGAUAAAGUCCGCAAAGCGGCAGGCACCCAGGCCGAUGUUCUCCCAGGAGCCGGACCCCUUAGAGCCUACUGACCCCGGGGGAGCUGCUCGCAAGCCUACCAAUUUGAGCAAGGUAAGCGAGGUCCUACAAGGGCCUGAGGAAUACCCCUCUGCCUUCCUGGAGUGUUUACUGGAGGCGGACCGCACGUACACUCCAAUUGACCCAGAUGCUCCAGCGAACAGGCAGGACUUGUGGGAGGUAAACAGCCAGGUGGAGACCAUCCACCUGACGGUACCGAACCCCUACACACUGCUGAGCCUCAUUCCGCCUGCACAAGUAUGGUAUUCAGUUCUUGAUCUCAAAGAUGCAUUUUUCAGCCUGCCCCUGGCACCAGUAAGCCAGCUGCUCUUUGCAUUUGAAUGGACAGACCCGGACACUGGAACUACUGGACAAUUGACAUGGACUCGAUUGCCACAAGGCUUUAAGAACUCCCCCACACUGUUCGGGGAGGCUCUCAGCAAAGAUCUACAAGAGCCACCGAGGGACUCCUGGAGGCCCUACAAGGUCUGGGAUAUCGAGUGUCCUGGAAGAAAGCCCAGCUCUGCAAAACCAAGGUUUGACUCCAAGAUCUUGGAACCACGGUGGAAGGGGCCUUUUCCAGUUGUUCUGUCUACUCCUCUGGCUGUGAAGGUUGCGGGACACCUGACGUGGAUCCAUCGCAACCACUUCAAGCCCGGACCGGACAACAGAGGCGCACGGAAAAUGGAGUGUUGUCAGCAAACCCAGAGAAUUGAAAGUAAAACUCCGCUCAACUGGACCUUCGUUAUGAUCUGGGUGAUUUCCCUUGGGACAAUAAUAGCAUUGUCCAGACAGAACUUAGGUCAUACUAAAAUGUUUGGGUGCAAUUAGCUGAAUCCUUAAAUUUGUC
This is a messenger RNA of Fukomys damarensis (Damara mole-rat), 1165 nucleotides long. RefSeq lists its product as uncharacterized. The transcript has 5 exons. Bases 1 to 1146 code for a protein of 381 amino acids. Lineage: Eukaryota; Metazoa; Chordata; Mammalia; Rodentia; Bathyergidae. Gene Ontology annotation, biological process: virion assembly. The record is from RefSeq and is a predicted model, not a curated record.